Molecule: messenger RNA, 11575 nt
Organism: Protobothrops mucrosquamatus (brown spotted pit viper)
Lineage: Eukaryota; Metazoa; Chordata; Lepidosauria; Squamata; Viperidae
Gene: PKD1
Product: polycystin 1, transient receptor potential channel interacting
Exons: 43
Biological process (GO): kidney development
Cellular component (GO): membrane
Molecular function (GO): protein binding
Source: RefSeq, a predicted model, not a curated record
AGAUUUAAGUAACAACAGGAUUUCUUCGCUAGAAGAUGGAGUGUUUGAUAAUUUAUUUAAUUUAACUGAAAUAGACUUAAGUGGGAAUCCAUUUUUUUGUGAUUGCAACCUGGCCUGGCUCCCCCGUUGGGUUGAAGAGAGAAACGUGAAAGUGUCCCGUCCGUCCGAGACUCAGUGUGCUCAGCCUCUGGAAUUGGCUGACCUCCCACUUUUCAAUGUUUCCUUCAGUGACGUUACUUGCGGAGCCGAUUACUUUGCCUGCCUGCCGGAUAACAGCACAGGCGGAGCUGAUUCUGUUAUCCGAUUCACUUCCCAUUUGCCACAGAACCUGACGGAGGAGAUGUGCAGCGCACUUUGCUAUGCUGACGGACAAGACUAUGGGGGCUUCAGGACACCGUGUGGUGUUUACCAAGAGGUGGCUUUUGUUCUCCACCUUCCGGUGGCUGUGGGCAUCAUUCAGUGGGGCUUUGGGGAUGAAACGGGGCUUUUCAAUACCACCAAGACCACCAUCCUUCAGUGUCCCCCUUUGGUGAAGACCAAUGAAAGUUUACAAUUACAUAUAAGGAAUCGUGGAGGAACUGGCCUCUCAGUGGCCUAUAACAUCACUGUCCAGAACCAAGAGCCUGGAAGAGUGGUCCUUCCCGGUUGCCCCUCGGACAGCGUGGUCUUCCCUGGGAACAGCCACUGCUAUUGGCUUGGAGCAGAAAAGGCAGAAUGGCUGGAGGCCCAGAGGCUUUGCCAAGAGCAUGGCAGUGGAAGUCUGGCCUUCGUCAGCAGCCCUGAAAUCCAGAACUUUUUAGUGUCCAGCGUCACCAGGAGCCUGGAUGUCUGGAUCGGGUUUAACGACGUGGCAAGCCCCAGCCCUUUGCCGCAAGGCGAGGAAGGCUUUGAUUUGCAGAGCUGCCAGAACUGGCUCCCGGGUGAGCCUCACCCCUCCAACGCCGAUCACUGCGUCCGGAUGGGUCCUGCUGGGCAGUGCAACACCGAUCUGUGUACGGCCAAGCACAGCUAUGUGUGCGAGCACAAGCCUCAAGUGGAGAUUCUUUUAAAUGCUGACCACUUUCGACUGGGAUCUCUUGUAUUUGACACCUACGUGGCCACCAGAAGCCUCACCGAAAGAGAAGAAGACGCACCUGCCCCCUCAGGGCCAGUAGAGACUCUGGUGUUCCCUCGCUUGGCGUUUCAACAAGAGGGCUUUUUAGUAGCCUUGGAGCUGGUGACGCAGAAGCUACAACGGCUGGCCCAUGUCUGGUUUCGAGUACACCGUCCAGCCCACCCAAAAGGUGAGAGAAGAAUGGGGAGAGCAAAGGGAUUUCAAGAGAUUAAGCUGUCUGCUCUCAUACGCAUCAAGAGCAAUGCGAUCUCAGAAAAUGGCCAGUUGCUCUUCAGAAGCAAGGACACCUUUGUCAAACCCAACGACACGGUGAGUGUCCAGCAUGAUGCCGGGCCUGGCGCUUUGCUUCUUUGCCGUCCCAGCCAAAAGCCGCUGGCCCAGAUGAGCUAUUUCACCUUCAGCUCUUCGGAUUGGGACCCAGGCUGGCCUGCCCACCCCACUCCCCAUGGCUGGCAGAACGAUUCCCGGUGCCCUUUCAGGAUCCUAGUGGCUGCUGAAGAGACUGUCCCACUCCUGCCAAAAAACAACUCCAGCGUCCACCGCCCUGGCCUUUACGUGGUGCAGGCCACGGUCAACAACGGCAUCUUCAGGAGGAAGGUCUCCUGCGACUUCUGGGCUCUUUCUGCCAUCUCGGGCCUCCACGUCAUUUACCCUCCGGAAAAAGGUGGCAGAGUCUACGUGGAAAGCAACAGCACGUGGCUGGUGGUGAAAAUCCUUUCCGGGAUGAACGCAACCUCUGGCAGGCUGGGGGGCAACCAGAGCUUUCCUUUUGGACGGAGUUGCCCCCCAGCAGUCACGCCACUGGUGGCAGAGUGCGCAAGGGAGACCAAUGACACCUGGUUCUCCGUAAUCCUGCUGGAGGGCAUUGGGCACAACCUGAGCACUGUUGUGCUGUGGGCAAAGAACGCCGUGAGCUCACAGAACAUCACCGUCAGGGUGAGAGCAGAGGACGCCAUCCGAGGACUGCGUGUGACCCCGGACCCAGAGACCAGGGUCCUGCAGAACAAGCGUGUGAGCUACAUCCCUGUGAUGGACGCUGGGUCGGACGUCACCUUCAGAUGGAGACUGGAUGACAAGAGCUCCUUCACUUUCUACAACGAUGUCUUCCAUGUCCUUUACCAGUCCCCAGCUGUGUACAAGCUGUCGCUUACAGCCUCAAACAAUGUCAGCAAUGUCACCGUGUGCUACAACAUCACUGUGGAGGAGAUGAACAGGAUGAAGGAUCUGAGGGUCUUGGGGAUCUUGCCACACGUUCCUCAGAACAGCACUCUGGAACUGUCAGCAACGGUGACUGCGGAUUCAGCUGUCGAUGCCAGAUUCCUAUGGGAUUUUGGUGAUGGUGACCAAGUCAUUUUGGAGUUCCAUCCUCCCUACAAUGAAUCCUUCCUGAAGCCAGAUCCCAAGAUUCACCAGGUGCAAAUUGGGCACAAUCUGUCCCAUAUCUACCAAGAUCCAGGUGAAUACAGCCUGAUUGUUGUAGUCUCCAAUGAAUUUGAGAACCUCACCUAUUCAACUCCUGUCCAUGUCUAUGCUCACCUGACAGAAGUGGCAAUGCAAGUAGCCUCAGAUGUUUUGGUUGUGGGCCAUACUGUCACCUUUGAAGCUCAAGUGAUGCCCUCUGGCUUCGGAGUCUCUUACACCUGGAAUUUUGGGGAUGGUUCAGAGGCAUUUGUGGAAAGCCAGACUGCCGUAGUCCACACCUACAGUUCCAGGGGGAUAUACAAGGUCCGGGUUCAAGCAAACAACACCAUCAGCACUGUUGAGACAUGGCAGCAUUACCAGGUCUUUGAAGAGAUCAGUGGGUUGUGGGUGUCCUUGAAUGAAACCAUAGAGCUUCGCACAUUGAUUGAGAUCCGUGCUUCUGUGGAAACAGGAGAUAAUAUCACCUGGAUAUUUGACAUGGGUGAUGGGACGGUUGUGGAGACUCCCGUGGCAUCUGUAAAACACACUUAUUUAAAGGAGAUGAACUGCACAGUAAAUGUAACUGCGAUGAAUCCAGUCAAUUCUCUUUCCCGAGCUGUGCCCGUCCAGAUAUUUGUGCUGAUGGUGCUCAAGAUUGAGCCUUCCUCUUGUAUCCGAGAAGACCCUGAAGUGCAGCUCACAGCUCACGUUUCAGGUAAUCCCCAAAACUACUUUUUUGACUGGACAUUUGGUGACGGCUCGUCCAACAUCACCGUGUAUGGUGAUCCAACAGUGAUACACAACUUCACCCUCAGUGGAAUAUUCUCCCUGUCUUUGGUCCUUUCCAGCAAAGUCAACAAAGCACAGUAUUAUACAGAGAUUUGUGUGGAGCCCGAGAUCACCAACGUGACACUUUUAGUAAGGCCAGAACUGGUGUGGCUUGGCAACGAGACCAAAUUUCAAGUCACAGCCUUGCCACCUUAUCACUACCGUUAUCUUUGGGACUUUGGGACUAACGACUCAGCCAGGUUUGGUGGAACCGAAGUGAGCUAUACCUACAAAAGUCCAGGUGACUAUAUGGUCAUGUUGACCGUCUGCAACAAUGUCUCUUUCAACAAUGUCUCAGCAUUAGUGGAAGUCCAGGAGCCGGUUGGGGUAGCCAAGAUUGAGUCAAACAGCUCAAAGGUUUUGGAGCUGAACCAAAUUUAUCUCUUCUGGGCCAAUGUCACCGGGACCAAAGUUAGUUAUUUGUGGUACUUUGGGGAUGGGACUUCCCAGCUGGGAAAAUUCAUCACCCAUUCUUACAACAAGAGUGGUACCCAUACCAUCAGUUUGACAUGCUGGAAUGAUGUCAGCUUCCACGAGGCAAAGCUGAAUGUGACCGUGAAGAGGCGCCUCCAGGGCCUGAGCAUCAACGCCAGCAGGACGGUGGUGCCUCUGAACGGCUCUGUGAGUUUCACAGCUACCCUCCUGGCUGGCACUGCCGUCCGGUAUUCUUGGAUCCUGUGCGAUAGGUGCACCCCAAUCCCUGGCCUUUCCACCAUUUCCUACACUUUUCGCUCUGUUGGGACAUUCAAUGUGAUCGUGACAGCAGAGAAUGAGAUUGGGGGCCUGCAGAGCAGCAUCUUCAUCUAUGUCUUACAGCAGAUAGAAGGGCUGCAGAUCUGUGGGGGGGACUUCCUGGACAACAUCUACUUCCCCACCAAUAAGACGCUGCAACUACAAGCAACCGUGAAAGACGGAACAAACAUCUCUUACAGCUGGACUGUCCUGAAGGAAAGUCACCCUGUGCAGACAUUUACCGGGAAAACAUUCUCCUUAGUCAUUCUGGAAGCAGGCAUCUUUGCUGUCCAUCUGAAAGCCACCAACAUGCUGGGAAGCUCGGCUGUGAACAAGACGGUGGAGUUCAUUGAGGAGGUGGGUGCCUUAAAGCCAACUGCCACCCCCAACCCUGUUGCUGUCAACGCAUCUGUUAGCAUAAGUGCCAGUGCAACUGCCGGAAGUGAGCUGCUGUACACCUGGCACUUUGAAGGUGGCCUUUCUCUCUGCACAACCUCCAGUACCAUCACACACUCUUUCUCAAGUCCAGGUGCCCAAAUCAUUGUUGUGGUGGCAGGAAACAAGUUUGGUUCUGUCAAUGCUUCCCUUGUGGUAUACGUACAGGAGCCAGUCGUGGGCCCAGAGAUUAGCAUCAUAAGGCCAAACAGUAGUUCUGUAGAAUCGGGCACCGUGGUGAACUUUGCUGGGGAGCUUGAAAGAGGAUCUGACGUACUCUGGACAUGGAAGAUGCAGGACAAAACCAUCUCAGGCCAAAGGGUAGCUCUAGAGUUUCCCGUGGCAGGAAUUUUCCUUGUCUGCUUGAAUGCUUCUAAUGACGUCAGCUGGGAUGUAGCUUACCUCAAUCUGACGGUGCAAGAUGCAAUCCAGGGUCUGAAGCUCGGCGUAAGCCAGGAUGUGCUGCAGCCAGGGGAACUGGUUUCUUUUGUGGUUGAAAUAUCUUCUGGUUCCUCUGUGAGCUACAGGGUCACCAUUGGGUAUAACCAUUCCGAGAUCCUCAGUACUUCCAGCUUCACCUAUAAGUUCAGCCAGGUUGGAGAGUACUUAGUGAGAGUAACUGCAGAGAAUCAAGUAAGUGUGGCGUACGCUGAGCAUCUUAUUGUGGUGCUGGAGGCCGUGCGUGGCCUCCAGAUCACCGAUUGCUGUGAACGAGGAAUGCCUGCUGCGGUGGAGGAACAGUUCACAGCUCGGAUUGAGAGUGGCUCACAGGUGUCUUACGUCUGGCAGUUCACCUUAGUAAAAGAGCAGCAAUGUUCCCAGGUUCACUUAGAGGGCCAAAGUGUCUCUUACACCCCAGAAACAGCAGGCCAGUUGGAAAUCCAUCUGCAUGCUUUCAACAGUCUGAGCAGCCUGAACAUAACUAUAGUGAUCCAAGUGCAAGAUUUCAUCCUGCAGCUUUCCAUCCAGCCCGUGGAUUCCUUUGUCAACCGCACAACUUCAUUUGAAGCAUCUGUGCUGCCCAGUGCCAGAGAAGUCCUGUUUUGGUGGCGUUUUGGGGAUGGCUCUCCAGCUGUACAAACCAGCCAGCCAUCUGUCAACCAUGUUUAUCUGAGGCCGGGCGAUUAUGUGGUGGAGGUGAAUGCCACCAACCUCAUCAGCUUCUCCAUUGCCCACCGCACGGUCACAGUCCGAAUCCUGGAGUGUGAGGAGCCAGAAGCAGAGCUUGCUUUACCUGCUCAGGUGUUUAUGAAACGAUCCCAGAAGAAUUAUCUGGAGGCCCAGAUUGACUUGCGAGGCUGCACCAGGUACCAGACUGCCUAUGUCUGGGAGAUCUACAAAGCCCCGAGCUGCCUACAACGGGAUGCUUUCGCCAAAGUCCAGUUGGUCAGUGUGGAUGUGAGCCGGCCACAGUUGGUCAUCCCCAGGCUUACCCUGGAUCUUGGCAACUACUGCUUCAAAUUCUUAGUCUCUUUCGGUGAUACACCUCUGUCCAAAAGCAUUUUUGCCAAUGUGACAGUUUUGCCCAAUAAACUGGUACCCAUCAUUGAUGGAGGAUCGUACCGGGUGUGGUCCAGCACCAGGGACUUGAUCUUGGAUGGCGAGAAAUCCUAUGACCCUAACUGGGAAGACUGGGAACAGACACCGCUAUAUUACCACUGGACUUGCGUGUCAUCUUCCAAAAAUCCACCUGGAGCGUGUGGCCUCAACUUCAGUGCCACAGGAGGACUUGUCAUCAUUCCGUGGGCCGUGCUGGAACCAGAUGUGGAAUACACGUUUGACCUCACCAUCUCAAAACCAGGCAUGGAUUCAGAAGCCACAAAUCAAACCGUCUUGAUGAAGAAGGGGACGGUCCCCAUCGUGUCCCUGGAGUGCGUCUCCUGCAAGGCACAGUCUGUCUAUGAGGUCAGCCGGAGCUCCUACGUGUACUUGGAGGGGACCUGCUUGAACUGCCAGAACAAUUCCAACCGGGGGCCGAGAUGGACAGCCCAGAGCUUCAGAAAUGAAUCUCUGCUUUUGGACAGAAGAUCAACCUCUACGGGGGAUGCCGAGAUGAGCCUGGCCUUGCGUCCGUGGGCUCUGGAGGACGGGGAGGGCUACACGUUCACUCUCUACAUCACAGACCUGGCUACUGGGGAAGAUGGCUAUGCCUCCAUUGACCUGUUUCCCAACCAGCCCCCCUUUGGGGGAUCAUGCCAGCUUUCUCCUGCAAGUCCUGUCCAAGCGUUGGCCACCAAGAUCCACUUUGAAUGUGCGGGCUGGAGAGAUUCGGUGGGGGCAGACCCCCCCUUGGUGUACAUCCUCAUGGCCACCCGCUGCCGCCUUGGCCACUGCGAUGAAUUCUUGGUGUACAAAGGAAGUCAUCCUGCACACGCGGCCUUCCUGCCCCCCGGCUUCCAAGAGCGUGGCUCCCUCGUAGCAUUUUAUGCGACAGUCAUUGCUGUUUUUCUGUCCAGGUCUGUGGUCAUCACCUUGCCCAGGACGCCAGAGGGAUUCCACAGUCUUCCCCAGUGGCUUUACAACAAGACAGAGGUGAUACUGCAAGGCCUGGUCAAACAGAGUGACCCCCAACCUGUUAUUGAGUAUUCACUGGCUCUCAUCACCAUCUUAAACGAGCACGAAUCUUCUGUGUAUCCAAAGCUGGAAGCUGAGCCCGAUGCCCCGCUCCAGAUCUGGAUCCGGAAGAACGUUACUGAAACCUUGACCUCCUUGAACGUCAACACGGUGGACGACAUCCGGCAGAUUGUGGCUGCGCUGGCCCAGUGUAUGAUGGCCAGUAAGGAACUGGUCUGUCGAUCCUGCCUGACAAAGACUUUGAGAAAGCUUGAAACUAUGAUGAGCAUUCUUCAAGGAGAGACCCUCCAAGGAACCAUGACCCCCAAAGCCAUCGCUGACAACAUCCUCGACAUUAUGGGAGACUUGAUCCACGUCGUCAACGCCGUUUCCCAGGAGUCAGAGCGACAGGAGCUCUACAGUGCUCAGAAUCGGGUGCAGGUGGCCUCCAAAGCCUACGCCUUGUCCACUGACUUGAUGCGCAUCCUAAUGAAGUCACGGGUGCUCAACGAGGAGCCCUUGGAGUUGGCUGGGAGUAACAUCACGGCCAGAGGGAAACGAGCUGACCCCCAUGCCCUGCUCUGCUACGGGGACACCCCGAGCUGCCAGUUCUCCAUCCCCCAGGCCUUCAGAGCCACCUUCUCUGACCUGACGGACGUCGUCCAGGUCAUCUUCCAUGUUGAUUACAACCCAUUUCCCUUUGGCUACAUCGCCAACCACAGUGUCUCCUCCGAAGUGGCCUCCAUGGAGUUUCAGAGCAGCAACGGCACAGAAAUCGCGGUUGGUAGCCUGGAUCUGGAAAAGGCCAUCACCGUGGCGGUUGCGGACUCCGGGCUGAAGAACAUCACCGUGGGCACGGUGGUGGUGGAGGAGAAGAAUUCAGUGCACGUGGUGGUCUCGAUGGAGAACAGCGACACAGAAACCGGGCUGUAUUUCCAGAUCACCUUCAAUCGUUACGUCUCCCGGGAAAAGGAACCGUUCCUUGCCGUCUGUCUCUUCCAACCGCCUGGAUCCCCAAAGCGCAACUGCACGGCCUCCAAGGAGAUCUCUCUGGAGGACAUGAAGGAGGGGCCACAGGGAGACCCACGGCGCUACACCAUCUUUGUUCCCCCAGGGACUGCAGACACAGUGAAGGAACAUCACUUGAACAUCACCAACCAUUUCGUGUGGUCCCCUGUGGAGGUGACUCUGGGUCUGUACAGCUCCCUGUGCCAGUAUUUCAACGAGGAAGAGGCCCGUUGGAAGACGGAGGGCAUGGCUCCCUUGGAGGGGGCCACCCCGCAGAAGGCCAUGUGCUUAACCCAGCACCUGACUGCUUUUGGGGCGAGCCUCUUCGUCCCCUCGCACUCGGUGCAGUUCAUCAAGCCGCCUCCAGGCCCCGGGCUCAACUACAUCGUUCUGCUGACUUGUGCUGUCUGUCUGGUGACCUACUCCAUGGCAGCUGUGAUUGUGCACAAAUUGGAUCUGAUCGACAUCGGCCGUGUGGGGUCGAUCCCCUUCUGUGGGAAGAAUGGGCUGUACCAGUAUGAAAUCUUGGUGAAGACAGGCUGGGGCAAAGGGUCAGGGACCACAGCCCAUGUGGGGAUCACUUUGUAUGGGACGGAUAGCAAAUCUGGGCACAGACAUCUGGAUGAUGAGAAUGCCUUUCGCCGCAACAGUCUCGACAUCUUCCAGAUUGCCACAGAGCGGAACCUGGGCAGGGUGUGGAAGAUCCGGAUCUGGCAUGACAAUAAAGGACUCAGCCCAGCUUGGUUUCUGCAGCAUGUCAUUGUCAGGGACUUGCAGAUCUACAAGAGCUACCACUUCCUAGUGAAUGACUGGCUGUCUGUGGACAGUGUGGAGAAUGACGGCCUGGUGGAGAAGGAAGUUUUUGCUGCCAGUGAGGCAGACCUGAGGAGCUUCUUGCGGAUCUUCCUUGGCGAGCUGCAGCGGGGAUUCUUUGAGAGGCACGUCUGGCUCUCCCUGUGGGACCGGCCCCCUCGCAGCCGCUUCACCCGGGUCCAGAGGGCAUCAUGCUGCUGCCUCCUCAUCUUCCUCUUCCUCUGUGCCAAUGCCGUGUGGUACGGGGUUGUGGCAGAUGCCAACUUCAGUCACGUGCCCGUCUCCACCCUGAUCCCGGUUAAUGGCGAGACAGUCUUGGUUGGCUUGGUCUCCAGUUUGGUGGUUUAUCCUCUUUACCUGGUUCUCCUGUUCCUAUUCCGGAUGGCACGGAGCAAGGUGAACAUCAGCCAGUCUCUGGCCCAUUCAGACCAGCAGUCCCUGGAGAUUGACAACUACCUGGACUCAUCGCUUCUGGAGAGCUCCUUCAUCACUUUCCCUGGCCUUCGGACAGAGGCUUUUUCAGAGGAAACCAAAACCGAUCUGAUGCUGGACGAUUCAAAAAGCCUGAUCCGGUGGCAGUCCAAUGAGGGCCUCCUCAACUGGCCAGACCUGCUCAGCGACCCCUCCAUCAUGGGCAACACCAUCCAGAAGCUGAAACGAGGGCGGACCAGUCGUCACCUCGGCCUGGAGGCUCCUUUGGCCCCUGAGGGGGGGGACGGCCUGACGCCGGCCUUUCCCCAGGCCCAAGCCAGAUACUUCUCUGCUUCCGAUGAAGAUCUGAUACGGCAGAUUCUUGCAGAUGGAGCUGGUGGCAUCCCUCAUCUUCAGGAAGUGGGAAACGGCCCCAAGGUUGAAACAGACCUCCUCUCUGGGCUGUCAAACGUGCCAGGAGACAAGAUGGAAGCGAUCGUGUUGCAGAGGCUGAACGAGAAAGGCCAGAGCGUGGCAGUCCCUGGGCGGGAACUGAAUCAUUCCGCCAAGUCAACCCGAACAGUGGUGGACCACAGUCUCCGGAAGCGCCUGCUGCCCUCUUGGUGCUCCUACUUGGCACACGCCAUCAGCGUCCUCCUCCUCCUCGUCUGCUUUGGGAUCUCAGUGUGGAUCGGAGUGGGGUUCAGCUCCAGCGUGGCCCUCAUGUGGCUGAUCUCAGGGAUUUUUAGCUUCCUCUCCUCCUUUUUGCUCUGGGAACCCCUCAAGAUCCUCCUGGAAGCCCUUUACUUUUCCCUGGUGGCCAAGCGCCUGCACCCGGAGGAGGACGACACCCUGGUGGAGCAUCCCUUUGUGGAGCACGUCUCGGAGAAGAUUGGGAAGGUCCGGCCCCCUCAGGGCUUUGCUCUGUUCCAGGCCAAGGAGGAGGCCAGAAAGGUCAAGCUUCUGCACAACCUGCUCAAGAACUGCUUUGUCUACAUGCUGUUCCUGCUGGUCAUCCUCCUCACCAACUACAGUGGGCCUUCACACAACAGCCAGGCCUUUCUUCUGCAAAAGUCCAUCAAGCAGCAGCUUGGCAUCAGGCAGUUCCUGGAUAUUAAGAGAUCGGAUGACUUCUGGCUUUGGACCACGCAGGGACUGUUGCCCUUCUUGUACCAGAACCGGUCUGCCCAGGGAAGCUCAGGUAUCACCCUGGGGGCCCCACGACUGCGGCAAAUCCGUAUGCAAGAAGCCGUGCCCAGUUCCGCUUCCCAGCAGCUGCGCUUCAUCCGACAGUGGUCGACCUUCGGCAAAGCUUUGCAGAAAUCGGCCAGGGAGCUGCUGGGCACCGGUUUGGCCUUUGUGAUCCUGACGUUGGCUUACACACAGCUUGGCUACCUGCUCUUCUCCUCCACCUCCGAGGGCUUCUCCAGCUUUGGCCGGGGGCUCCAGCUGUUCCUCACCGGUCUACAUGGGGGCAGGAGCCUCCACCUGCCGGGACCCGCGGGGCUUCCCCACCUCAUCUGGGCCAGCUACGUGAUGUUGCAGCUGUGGUGCCUUUCGCGGCUCUUCCCCGCCGUGCUCAUCCAUCGUUACCGCGAGACGCGCUUCGAGAUGUACAGGCCGGCCUUCGAGUCCCAGGACUACGAAAUGGUGGAGCUUUUCCUUCGGAGGCUCAAGAUGUGGAUGGGCUUCAGCAAAGCCAAGGAGUUCCGCCACAAGGUCCGCUUCGAAGGGAUGGAGCCGCUGCCCUCCCGCUCCUCCAGCCAGGACUCCCGGUCAUUGCAAGGAGCCACCCCCAGCGCCGCCUCCGAGAGCUCCCGGGCCUCCACUUCCUCCAGCCAGCUGGACGGACUCAGCCUCACCACCAGCACCGGCGAGAGUGUGGAACUCGAUGUGGAGAUCCAGCAGCUCCUCUCCCUCUUGCAGACGCUGCUCGCCCACUUCGACCGGGUGAACGGGGCGGCCGAGGAGGUGUACGGCUUGGAGUGCCAGCUGGAGAGCAGCCGGAACCGGCAGGCCUGGCGGAGGGGCAGGCUGAGGGCCGAGCGGCCAGCCAACCUUUCCCACCCCAUCCGCACUGCCCCCGCCUGCCUGUCUUCCGAGCCGGGCCCCAGCAGCCAGCCUGUCCUGCCCUCCCGGCCCCUGAGCAGCCCUGCGGCCUUCCGGGUCAUCCACAGCGGCCCAGGCGCUCAGCUGACACCGCAGAAGACGCCGGUAGCAGCAGCCAAAAGGAAGAAGCCUCUAUGGGCCAACAACCGAGUCCACCCCACCGGCAAGUAA